Messenger RNA from Sus scrofa (pig), 1975 nucleotides. RefSeq names its product crystallin beta B2 (gene CRYBB2). Lineage: Eukaryota; Metazoa; Chordata; Mammalia; Artiodactyla; Suidae. Gene Ontology annotation, biological process: visual perception; lens development in camera-type eye. The record is from RefSeq and is a predicted model, not a curated record. Gene Ontology annotation, molecular function: structural constituent of eye lens.
GGCGGCUGUGUCCUGCUCUUUGUGGGCUGCACAUGGUGGGGUGUCACCCCGAGAGCCUUUGUUUUGCAUGUGUAAGAUCCCCUGUCCAGUAACCAUUGAUGUCUCUUGCCUCUGGGCUCAAAGGCUGGGCAACCACAGGGCUCACAGGACUGCAGGGUGCAGCCCAACCCCGAGCCCAGCAGCCAGGAGGCCAAGCAAACUCCCGUGAGUGCCGAGAAGUUGGGACGUGAUGGGACAGAAAGCCGCGGGGUGAUCCCCAGAUGGCCGUCCGCUGGCCUGCGGGGCCCUGCUGCAGGCGACCACCCUGAAGUGUCUGUCUCUUCUAUUAAGAAGAGGACCGAGGAGUCCUCUUAACCUCGAGGCUCUUUCAUGUGACUGCUCGGGGCUGCUGGUGAAUAGGGACGAAUUGCGAGGACCCAUCUCUGGGAUGCUCGGUGUUACCUCCCCGACUUCCACCCCUGAAGCACUACCGACACCGGCUUUAGGGGUAUGGACUCAGGGACAGGUUUGUGACUUGGACGUGGCCAGUUACCCAGAGGGGUUUGGUGGGGACCUGGGGCAGUGGCAGAAUGACCAGAGUGUCCUUGGGCUUCUGGUGGCGGCUGUGAGAAGGGGCAGCGCAGUGACCUUGCGGGACUGGAGCAGAUGUGCACCAUCUACGAUGUCACAACAUGUGGGGGACGUUACAAAAGGCCAGGAGGAGGCUUUGAGCCUCACAACCACUAUUCGGGGUCUGACAGCCCUGUGUGACGGACAGGACCACGCGGAUGUGGGUAGCGACCAAGGACCGAGCAGUCUGGGGGAGCCAGUGGAAGCCAUACGCUGGCUUUUCCACCUGCCUUGCACCCCUGCUGCAGGGCUAUGAGGGGGCAACGUAAGCAACUGAGACGGAACCACCCUCAGCACAUGGACAGGAGCUCACGCAGGCCCUACGAGCUGUGACUGAGCCCCUGGGAUUGGUCGUCAGUGCCUGCACUGGGUCAACCGGGGGCAACUAGUCAGCACCCUCCGAAUCCAGCAGUGGACACCGAGGGACCGAAGGACCGUUGUCUACCACCGGUCAGGAUGACACCUUGCUGUUGCCCUGGAGAGGGACCUAUGCCCGGAGAACACGUGGCAACACAGCCCAGAGGCCGGCAGGGAUGCAGCAGUCACCCGUCUUGGCACCGGCACUCCUAGGGAAGAUAUAAAUGCCACCUCCCGCCUGCAGGCUUCACGGGCACUCUCAGGGGCUGGUGUCACUGGUCAUUCCUGCACAGACAGCCCACCAUGGCCUCAGACCACCAGACCCAAGCGGGCAAGCCGCAGCCCCUCAACCCCAAGAUCAUCAUCUUUGAGCAGGAGAACUUUCAGGGCCACUCGCAUGAGCUCAACGGGCCCUGCCCCAACCUGAAGGAGACGGGAGUGGAGAAGGCAGGCUCUGUCCUGGUGCAGGCUGGACCCUGGGUGGGCUAUGAACAAGCCAACUGCAAAGGGGAACAGUUUGUGUUUGAGAAGGGUGAGUACCCCCGCUGGGACUCCUGGACCAGCAGUCGGAGGACGGACUCCCUCAGCUCCCUGAGACCCAUCAAAGUGGACAGCCAGGAACAUAAGAUCAUCCUCUAUGAGAACCCCAACUUCACCGGGAAGAAGAUGGAGGUCAUAGAUGAUGACGUGCCCAGUUUCCACGCCCACGGCUACCAGGAGAAAGUGUCUUCUGUGCGGGUGCAGAGUGGCACAUGGGUCGGCUACCAGUACCCCGGCUACCGCGGGCUGCAGUACCUGCUGGAGAAGGGUGACUACAAGGACAGCGGUGACUUCGGGGCCCCCCAGCCCCAAGUGCAGUCUGUGCGCCGCAUCCGUGACAUGCAGUGGCACCAGCGCGGCGCCUUCCACCCCUCCAACUAGCACCCCAUCUCCUCCUUUCUGGGGGGCCUGGCCCACUGCCCAGGAUCCCACCAGUCAUCCUGGCGAGUGAAUAAAGUGUGACUUGCAA